Messenger RNA from Physella acuta, 1911 nucleotides. Its product is annotated as pre-mRNA-splicing factor RBM22. Gene Ontology annotation, molecular function: pre-mRNA binding; U6 snRNA binding; metal ion binding. Gene Ontology annotation, cellular component: Prp19 complex; U2-type catalytic step 2 spliceosome; U2-type catalytic step 1 spliceosome. The record is from RefSeq and is a predicted model, not a curated record. NCBI's taxonomy places the organism in Eukaryota, Metazoa, Mollusca, Gastropoda, Physidae.
UUCGAGAUUUCCAUUAACCCUUUAAAAGAAAGAUGGCAACCUCAAAGGGUGCCAAUACAUACAAUCGCCAAAAUUGGGAAGAUGCAGAAUUCCCUAUUUUGUGUCAAACAUGUUUGGGAGACAAUCCAUAUAUUCGAAUGAUGAAGGAGAAAUAUGGGAAAGAAUGCAAAAUUUGUGCUCGUCCAUUUACUGUAUUCAAGUGGUGCCCAGGUGCCAGGAUGAGGUUCAAGAAAACAGAAGUCUGUCAAACAUGCAGCAAAAUGAAAAAUGUUUGCCAGACUUGCCUGCUUGAUUUAGAAUAUGGACUUCCUGUACAGGUUCGAGAUGCUGCUCUUAAACUUCAAGAUUCUCUGCCUAAAUCUGACGUCAAUAAAGAGUAUUAUACUCAAAAUAUGGAGAAAGAGAUAGCAAACAGUGAUGGAAUUUCUCCAGUCGGGGCCCUUGCUGGAAAAGCCCAGACACCAAGUGAUAUGCUUUUAAAAUUAGCCAGAACAACACCAUAUUACACCAGGAACCGGCCUCACAUUUGCUCAUUUUGGGUGAAAGGAGAAUGUCGCAGAGGUCAAGAAUGUCCCUAUAGGCACGAAAAACCGACAGAUCCUGAUGACCCUCUGGCGGAUCAAAACAUCAAAGACAGAUUUUACGGCAUGAAUGACCCAGUGGCCAACAAGCUGAUGAAUCGUUACAGCAGUCUGCCAAAGCUGGAACCCCCUGAAGACAGAUCUGUCACCACCUUGUAUGUGGGCAACUUGGGGGACAAGGUUGGGGAAAAAGAACUAAGGGAUUACUUCUACCAGUUUGGUGAGAUUAGGUCCAUCAACGUGGCCAAACAGCAAUGUGCAUUUGUCCAGUUCACAUCCAGGAUUGCUGCGGAAACUGCAGCUGAAAAAGCUUUUAAUAAACUGAUACUGAAUGGUCGCAGACUUAAUAUAAAAUGGGGCAGGUCACAAGGUCAGCCGGCCAUGAAGAAAGAAGAGGCACCAGCUCAAUCUUCACUAGAGCCAGUCCCUGGGUUGCCUCAAGCUCUCCCAAUGCCUCCUGAGGAGUUGACCAACAACUAUUUUAACUUGGGUGGACCUGGUGGUAUGCCUCAGUUCAGAAUGCAGCAGGGACCAAUGAGAGGGGGGCCCAGGGGGUUCCCCCCCAUGUUGAGGCCCCCGCCAAUGCCAUUUGGUGCAAUGCCACGACUUCCUCCACCACCAGGUAUGAGACUACCUCCCCCACCCCCUGGAGUGUUACCUGUAAGACCACCUCCAGGUGUGCCCCCUAGCCAGCCUGGACAGAACUCCCCACCAGAUCAACCUCCGCGAGGUCUUGCACCUGUACACUAUCCCUCCCAAGACCCUACCAGAAUGGGAGCUGUAAAAACCCCAGCUGCCACAAGCUGAAGCAGGCUGACAGCUGUAGUUGUACAUAGUUGAAUGUUUCAAUGUAACUUGUCAACUGUUGAACGUUGUUAGUUUUAAAAAAUUAAUUGCUCUGCUAAAAAUGACUGGAUGAGUGGAGUAGGAAUAUACUAGUUAUGCAUUUAAUUUCUUUUAUGACCUAUUAGUUCUGAACUUGACAAGUAUUUCUUGGGUUAUAUUUAGGUCUGAUACCAAGCUUCAUCAAAUAAUAUUUGCCCCAAAGUUCUUUGUAUAGGUGAACAAGAAAUGUGUGGUUGACAUUUUGUGUCUUUAAAUGCACAUUAAAAAGCUAAGUCCUGAUUUAAAAUACGACAAUGCACAAGGUAUCUUUUAUUCAGGAAAAGCACCAAGGUUAAAUUUGAUUAAUUUGAUCUAAAUGAUUAUAACCAUGGUUGUUCAUUAAAUUGCUGAAAUAUUCCACUCUCUGAUUAGUCAAUUUUGUUUGUAACUUUUUAAUUAUCUAUAGUUUGGUAAUCUGUCAAUGAAAGAACAUUUUAAAUAAGAU